Messenger RNA from Triticum urartu, 1432 nucleotides. Its product is annotated as putative xyloglucan endotransglucosylase/hydrolase protein 27. Gene Ontology annotation, biological process: cell wall biogenesis; xyloglucan metabolic process. Gene Ontology annotation, cellular component: cell wall; apoplast. The record is from RefSeq and is a predicted model, not a curated record. Gene Ontology annotation, molecular function: hydrolase activity, hydrolyzing O-glycosyl compounds; xyloglucan:xyloglucosyl transferase activity. Lineage: Eukaryota; Viridiplantae; Streptophyta; Magnoliopsida; Poales; Poaceae.
AUCGCACCUAUCACGGCCGCGUUGCGCAGAGAGAGGCAGAGCCGAGCUCAGAGCAGAGUGGAGAGCGAGGUGUGGAGAUGGCGUCCAGCUCAUCGUGUCCUCCUCCGUCGCCGCGGCUCGCCCACCUCCUCCCCGUCCUCGUCGCCGCGGUCGUCCUGCUCGGCCGCGGCGGCGAGGCCAGGCAGCCGGCGCCGCUCCACGGCGUCGUGCGGUCCAUGGCCUUUGACGAGGGCUACACCCAGCUCUUCGGCAGUGGCAACCUCGCCCUCCGCCGCGAGGGCAAGCGCGUCCACCUCGCCCUCGACGAGUCCACCGGCUCCGGGUUCGCCUCCCAGGACCUGUUCCUCCACGGCUUCUUCAGCGCCGCCGUGAAGCUCCCUGCCGACUAUGCCGCCGGCGUCGUCGUUGCAUUCUACCUGUCGAACGCCGACGCGUACGAGAAGACCCACGACGAGCUGGACUUCGAGUUCCUGGGCAACGUGCGCGGGCGCGACUGGCGGGUGCAGACCAACGUGUACGGCAACGGCAGCACCGGCGCCGGCCGGGAGGAGCGCUACGACCUCCCCUUCGACCCCACGGACGACUUCCACCACUACUCCAUCCUCUGGACCCAACACCGCAUCAUAUUCUACGUGGAUGAGACCCCGAUCAGGGAGGUGGUGAGGACGGAGGCCAUGGGCGCGGCGUUCCCCUCCAAGCCCAUGUCCCUCUACGCCACCAUCUGGGACGGCUCCGCCUGGGCCACCCUCGGCGGCCGCUACAGGGCCAACUACAAGUACGCGCCGUUCGUCGCCCAGUUCGGCGACCUCGUCCUCGAGGGCUGCCCCGUCAACCCCAUCGACCACUCCGCGACGGCAGCGUGCGGCACGCCCUGGUACGAGCCUGUCGCCGCCGCCUUGUCCGCCGAGCAGCGCGCGGCGAUGUCGGCUUUCAGACGCGGCCAGAUGUCCUACUCCUACUGCCACGACCGCCGCCGGUACCCGGUCGCCCUGUCAGAGUGCGACACCGCCGCACUCCCGCGCUUGUUCGGCCCGGACGGUAUGAAGUGCGGCGGCGACCGCCGGCACCGCCGCGGAGGGCGCGGCCACCGCUCCGACGUCGUCAUGUGAUCCCGCGCGGCCGGCGCGCCAGCCCGUCGCCGCACGGCUCCGGCGUUCCGGCACCGAGGAUGACAGGGGAUGUACAUAGGCGGGCUAGGCGGCGUGCGUGCUUGCCAGGGUGACCGCGCUGUGCCGUGUGCGGUGGAAACCGGUCGGAAUUUAUUCCCCCAUUGUUGUCACGAAGGUUUCGCCCGCGGACUCACGCGCGCAUUGUACUCCCGCCCUGCCCCAUCCGCCAUUCGGGGGCGAGUAGCUAGCUUAGCGUUUAUUGUUGUCUCCUUGGACCAUCCGCACCUGCCAUUGAUGAUCAAUUCAACGACGUUAAAAUUCCG